AAUUAAGGUAGUGUUUUCUGUAAAUUAUUAUCACAUAGCUAUGUGAUAAUAAUUUGCAUGACUAUUGCAAGAGUCAAAACGACUAACUGAGGCAGUGGAAUGGAUGUGACCUAGGAACUGGAGGGAAUAGAGGAGGCAGCAGAGGCAGUGGCAAAGGUGACAAGGUUGACAGGUGGCAAAGGAGGCAUCAAGGCAGAUGACUUAUGUGGCAUUUGGAGUGCCUGGAUCGGCUGAAGGCGGCAGAAGUGGCAUGGCAGGGUUUGCAGAAUGUUUGAGGUUUUGCAGGCAAAACAGGAGGCGCCAGAGCUGAUGGAGGAGGUGGAGCAACAGAGGUAGCAUAGGCAGCAGAGUAGAUGGAAUCAACUAUGGCAGCAGAGGCACUGGAGGGGAUGGGGAGGUGGUGUCACCAAUUUCAUCCAGAUUUUAAUUAAGUUUUUAGCAAUACUGAAGAUUUUCUGGGUUUUGUUUGUUUUGUCUUUUCAGAAAGCAGAGGUGUUGGCGAAGGCAAUUGUGACGAUGGAGGAGAUAGACCAAGUGAAGGUUACAGAGGUAUGAUGGAGGCAAACGAGGUGGCAAAAGCAGUCGGGGAAGGGGAGACGAGGAAACAGAGAUGAAUGAGGCAACAGCGGGAACAGAGCUAAUGAAAGCACCAGAAGAGAUGUAGGAGGCAGAAGGAAAGGAGGCUGUGCCAGUGAUUUCUUCGGAAGCAACAAUGAUGACGGAAGGGGCGAUGGGAGCAGCAUGGGCAAAGCUGACAAGAGAGGCAGCAAAGGCAGUAGAGGCAACAGAGGUGUGACGGAGGUGAUAGGGCAGUGGAGGCAAAAGAGAGAUGAUGAAGGUGAUAGGGCAGUGGAGGCAGAGGCACACCCGGGCAAUGGAGCACAAGCAAUGAGAGGGGCAACGGAGGUGAUGAAGGAGGCAGGGUAAGCAAAGGAGGCAACAGAGCGGACCAGUUCUCAAAGGCAAUGGAGGUUACAGGGUGCGGAGGCAGAGCUAACAUGGGCUAUGGAAGCAGGAGUUGACCGAGGGAUUGAAGUGAGCUCCAAAAAGGAUAGCAGAGGUGUUGGCGAAGGCAAUUGUGACGAUGGAGGAGAUAGACCAAGUGAAGGUAACAGAGGUAUGAUGGAGGCAAACAAGGCGGCAAAAGCAGUCGGGGAAGGGGAGACGAGGAAACAGAGAUGAAUGAGGCAACAACAGGAACAGAGCUAAUGAAAGCACCAGAAGAGAUGGAGGAGGCAGAAGGAAAGGAGGCUGUGCCAGGGAUUUCUUCGGAAGCAACAAAGAUGACAGAAGGGGCGAUGGGAGCAGCAUGGGCAAAGCUGACAAGAGAGGCAGCAAAGGCAGUAGAGGCAACAGAGGUGUGACGGAGGUGAUAGGGCAGUGGAGGCGAAAGAGAGAUGACGAAGGUGAUAGGGCAGUGGAGGCAGAGGCACACCCGGGCAAUGGAGCACAAGCAAUGAGAGGGGCAACGGAGGUGAUGAAGGAAGCAGGGUAAGCAAAGGAGGCAACAGAGCGGACCAGUUCUCAAAGGCAAUGGAGGUUACAGGGUGCGGAGGCAGAGCUAACAUGGGCUAUGGAAGCAGGAGUUGACCGAGGGAUUGAAGUGAGCUCCAAAAAGGCUAUAGGCCUAAACCGUGUUCCCGUUUCAACAAUGAGCCGACGUCACCGGGUAUCUUGGAGCCUUAUAACACGGUCUAUACCGUUCAUUCCACGGUGCAACCAUCGCUUCAUGAUCAGGUUGAUCACGGCCUACAUCGCUUUCUUCGUAACAUUGAUGUACUUAAUUGCUUCCAGUGUUGUCGUUAAAUCUACGGCAACACAUCAUCAACUUUAUGCGGGGAAAAGUGUAUUCGUUAAAUCCACGGCAACACGUCACAUUCACACUGGGAACAGAAGCAUGACGACGCGAGGUCCCAAUUGCACUGGCUGGACCUGCAACCAAGCUGUCACACCGACACCACCGACCAAUCAUUCACUUCAACCCUGGGCUGCUGACAAUUACACAAAUCGUUUCUUCUGGGAAACCUUCCUUGAGUCCGGGGAAUUUGUCACCUUCAAAGGAGGAGAAGGACAGGAGCUUGAAUUCAGGAAAAAUCCAGGCUAUGUUCCAUCGAAAUGCCCGACCUCAAUUCAGCGGAGAAUGUCCAACAAUAGGAGAGGCCGUACAAUAUUCCACCCAGAGAUUCACUUGCUAAUGAACAGCAAACUUUUAAACGAGUCCGAGUUCAAAAGACUGGGCCCGUAUUACAUGCCAUUCGGUUACAAAUACAGGAAGGAUCAGUUGCGGUAUAAAGAUUACCUUGCUGCGCUCAAAAUCUUCCCACCAAAAACUUCCAUAUUCGCAUUUUCAAACGACCAUCCCCGGCCUGAAUGUCUGUCCUGUGCAGUCGUCGGUAAUGGCGGCAUACUCAAAGGAUCCCGGAAAGGUGCAGAGAUUGACAGCCAUCACAUGGUCUUCCGUGUUAACAAGGCUAUUAGACGAAACCAUGAAAGGGAUGUUGGGAAUCGCACAACACAUUACAUUUUCUAUGACCGAUCUCUACGCAAGACCAAUGCAACGGACGUCCCAAAUGAUAAGGGAUUAAUUUACGUAUUCGUGCCGUGCCGGGACAACGACUAUAAAUACAUCACUUCCGUCGUGCGAGGCAAGGAACCAAAGCUUAAAGCCGCCGCUCAAGAUGUUAGAAUCCUGCAUCCAGACUUCAUAAGAUACAUCAAUAAAAUAUGGGUGAACUCCCCCCAGAAGUCCUACCGUCCCACCACGGGUGGCAUUAUGCUCAUGGCUGCCUUUCACUUUGGCUGCGACCAAGUCAGCGUCUACGGAAUGGGUUAUAACGUCAAGUACUCCCUUUACUAUACCGACACCGUGUUUCGUCGCAUUAGUAUGAAAAUAGAGAAAGGACGCAACACCGCCCACGACAUACACAGCGAGUUGGCCAUAUUAAAGGGUCUGGACCGGGCGGGGAUCAUCAGUUGGUACAAGCGGGACGUGAAGGAGUUCUUUACCACGGGGAGCAACUCAUGAUGACAUUAACAGUAUACUCUUUGCGGUAGAUCGUCGUAAAGCAAAGGGUGUACUGCAAAAUACAGACUUUUGGGGUCGUUACUAUAGGUUGUCUAUACUUUAGCCCUUAUUUCUUUGAGCAUUCUUUUUGUAUACUGGGUUGAGCACGAGAUGCACGUACCCACCAUCCUUUGCAACGCCUGUGUUUCCUUCCCAAAUUUUCGUGAGAGGAAUAGAGCCUGAUAGAUAGUUCACCCCUGGUGGCCCGCUUGCGAGCCCUUAAAUAGGAUUCCGACCAAAUUAAAGUGCAUGAUGCCCGAUUGAACAGUGCAUGAUUCCACAGCAUCAACUGGUAUAUAAUUCCUUAAUUCGCACUACGCAAGUUGUGAUAUACAACCACAGAGAUAGACCUGCAGGGUUGCCAAAAACAAGUUUACACUUUUUCAGACGCAGAUUUCUCAAAAUUGGGGAGACAUAUUGAAAUUGUUUUAAGAUAUAGGCCUACCUAAUCUACAAGAUUUUGGUGUUAGGCCCCCUGUAUGGUGAAAAUGGCAUCGAAAAUAAAUUUUGUGAAGCCAUGUUCACAAAAAUGUCAGAUAGCAGUUUGUCCACAUGCAUGUAUUUGGGCAUCGUUAUGGCAGUUCUUUGUGCAUGCAGUGCUAUUGUUUUGACCAGGUGUCAUAGACUUGCAUAUGGACAAACUGGUUUUUGACAGUUUCUCUGCAAUGAUGUCUCCCCAAUCCCCACCUAACUCUCAUAGGAAAGUGCACAUGUAAACAAAGCGUGACGUCUAGGUAUCGGGUCUAUUCCACCUACAAUUACUGUGCAACUGCAAGAUGUUCCUGCAAAGCACUGAACUGUGCAGAUGUGAGUGAAGAGAUGUGUGCAAAUACAGCCAGCCACCCUGAUGCUGACACUUUUUGCGAACUCAUACAAUGACUGAUACGAUUUCAGGAAAGCAUGUAACCAGUUCAAAUAUACAUAAAUACAUUACAUGCAACACAAAUCUUGUGUAAUCCACCCAGAUCUGGAUUUAACUUGUGAAACUAUACUCGUCGGUCUCAAGCUUUUCUUUCUGAAUGAGGUCAUAGAUAUCAAAUGCCUUGUCAAACUUAUGUCAAAUUACAAGUGAUUUAUAUUUCAUUCGCUUAAUCAUCUGAGCUUGAUAACUUAUUGCUCUUUGACUUAUUGAACUAUGUCAUUUUUUAGACCUUUUCCAAUGGGUGUAAAUGAUAUAUCUUUGAUAUAAACUGUAAAGUCCCCGGCCAUUUUGAAGUUUAAAAUGGCUGUUACAGUUUGAGUGUACACUGCCAAGGAGGCCAGCAUUGUAUUCAGGAUACAAUAUAAAAGACCAAGACAUAAAUGUCUCAAAA
Molecule: messenger RNA, 4377 nt
Organism: Patiria miniata (bat star)
Lineage: Eukaryota; Metazoa; Echinodermata; Asteroidea; Valvatida; Asterinidae
Product: alpha-N-acetylgalactosaminide alpha-2,6-sialyltransferase 2-like
Exons: 12
Coding region: 1574-3025 (483 amino acids)
Molecular function (GO): sialyltransferase activity
Source: RefSeq, a predicted model, not a curated record